CGAAACCCUCACCACCACUCGCUAGCUAAGAAAAUUAACAUAAACCAUUGUUUUGGUCCCAUCCAAAAAAAGCUUUCCCUUAUGAAUUGGGCACACCUCAGCUCAGUCAUUUGUUUUAUCAGUACAUUAAGUAGUGAUUAAUCUCAAUUAUUUGAAUAAAUCUCGCUAGGUCAGCUUAUGUGGUGCUGAUUCAUCACACUGGCAUAUAUUCAGACAAAAUUAAUAAUUUUGGAUUCUAUGCAGCAACCAAGCAGACAUUCCCUUUCCGUUUAGUUUACCGUUGGGAGUUUUACAGUGGAAUUGGUCUUGAAAAUUUUCAAUUGCGAAAUCACACUUGCUGCUCGAUCUCCGUCCUUCUGAUUCUUAUGGCAUCGCUUCACGCAUCCGAGCUUGAUUAUGCCGCCACAGACUCUGUCACGUCCUCUCCUCGCUCCGAUCACUAUGGCUCCCAUGAUCCUUGCGUCCGCUUCAUGUGCAGUUUUGGUGGUAAGAUUCUUCCUCGGCCACAUGACAAUCAGCUUCGUUAUGUUGGUGGAGAGACUCGCAUCGUCGCUGUCCACCGCUCUAUCAGUUACUCUUCCCUCCUGACUAAACUAUCCAAACUCUCCGGUCUCACUAACUUGAGCGUAAAGUAUCAGCUGCCAAAUGAAGAUCUCGAUGCUCUGAUAUCUGUUACAACUGAUGAGGAUAUAGAUAAUAUGCUGGAAGAAUAUGAUCGGGUUUUAUUGAAUCAGAAUCCUCGAUCGGCACGACUACGGUUGUUUCUCUUCUCUAAAGGAGAGGAUUCGAGAGUUAGCAGCAUCAGCUCUCUUCUUGAUGGCUCUACAAAUCGAGAGCACUGGUUCUUUGAUGCUCUUAAUGCUGGGUCCAGGCUCGAGCGUGGACGAUCUGAGGCUUCCUCCAUUGUGUCUGAAGUGCCUGAUUAUCUAUUCGGAUUGGAUAACUCGGAAGAUCCCCAACCUCGCGAGCCAAAAAUGAAGAGCCGAUUCGUUAUGCAAGACAACGUCUCAGCUUCUGAUCCAGGUUCUCCUGCUCCGGUUAUUUCUUCGCCGUACUGCUCGACUUCGUCAGCUAUGCCAAUUGUGCCUUCGAUUCCUGAUCUUCCACCCGUCAAGACCAAACUCGAAAACAGGGAUCCAGUCAUACAACCGAAGCAGAACACAACAAAUGCUGGUUCUUCUGAGACAAUUGAACCAGUGACAACCCAGCCAACUGGGUACCCGAAUAAUCCCGUUAUGCAUUAUAUUCCAGAUUCUCAUUAUCCGGGUCAUCAAGUACAACAAAUGCCAUUUUAUUAUGUACAGGGUCCAGUUCCACCGGGUAAUGUCCCGGUUCAACCCGUUCAAAUUCGGCCUUCAUACGUUCAGCAAUAUCCAGUAUCAACAGGUCAAAUACCUAUGGGAUAUCACCAAGCAGUUCCUGGUAUGGGUCAAGUAUAUGGUGGGGGCGCUAUGAGGCCCAUGGCUCAACUGGAUCCAUAUGAUGGUGGAAGAACAGUUCCUGAUGGGGUGAACCAACAGCUCUAUUAUGGGGUUAGAAAUACAAGCCCAGGUAUGGUUCAAGGGUACCCAGGCAUGGUGGUGCAGGGUGGGGAAGAUUUGCAACGGACUGUCUCCGACACAAAAUCAGGUAGAUUCUCUCAAUCUUCUUAAUGAUAAGUGCAAUAUAUUAUUUGUAUUUUGCUUCUUUAAGUUUUGCUUUAAGGCUUGUGAUUGUGAUUGUGAUUGAUGAUUUUCUGCUAAAACAGAUUUGUAAAUGUAAUUAGUUUUCUAUUUUGUUGAUUUUGUGUGGUUCACCAAUAGUGGAAUUCUGAAAGUUGUCUACAUAGAAUACAAAUAUGCUAUGAAGCUCUUCUGUA
Molecule: messenger RNA, 1858 nt
Organism: Manihot esculenta (cassava)
Lineage: Eukaryota; Viridiplantae; Streptophyta; Magnoliopsida; Malpighiales; Euphorbiaceae
Exons: 2
Coding region: 366-1652 (428 amino acids)
Molecular function (GO): protein binding
Source: RefSeq, a predicted model, not a curated record